This is a messenger RNA of Polistes canadensis, 1983 nucleotides long. RefSeq names its product U3 small nucleolar RNA-associated protein 15 homolog. Gene Ontology annotation, molecular function: protein binding. The transcript is spliced from 5 exons. The coding region runs from base 328 to 1893 and encodes 521 amino acids. The record is from RefSeq and is a predicted model, not a curated record. Gene Ontology annotation, biological process: rRNA processing; positive regulation of transcription by RNA polymerase I. Lineage: Eukaryota; Metazoa; Arthropoda; Insecta; Hymenoptera; Vespidae. Gene Ontology annotation, cellular component: nucleolus.
CGCAUGUGUGUAACAUAUCUCUCACUCAUGACGUCGCCAUUUUAUAAUUAUUCAAAGUGUAACACCUAUUUUAAACUAAUUGACGAUAAAUAAAAAAUAUGUAAUAAAAUAAAGUUGAGCAAAUAGUGUGCAAUGAAGAGCACUUAUUCAUUUUUUUCUGUUGGCAUGAAACCUUCCCUGCCGGCGCUCCUACGGUAUUCUUUGAUACCUUGUUCAAGAUUUCCGUUCUAGCAUUGGUAAACAUGUGCUUUCGAAAUACGCUAAGAAAAGUUUUUUUUUUAUAAUAAUUAGUAAAUAUAUCUAUUCUUGAAUAAUAAUUCGUACGCAAUGGCGUCUUUUAAAAAAACAAAUACCAAGAUAUUUAUGAGAGCAGGACCUGAAAUAACACCGGAUAAUAUUUAUUGGAAAAAAUAUACGGCACCUGUGCUUGUAAAAGAAUUUGGUCCCAUUGAUUAUAUUGACUUUUCACCCGUGGAACCACACUAUUUUGCUGUUACUUGUUCCGUAAGAGUACAAAUCUACAAUCCAAUAACAAAAUUGGUUACGAAGAAUUUCAGUAGAUUCAAAGAAGCUGCCUAUGGUGGUUCUUUUCGUAGAGAUGGCAACUUAUUAUGUGCUGGAGGAGAAGAAGCUGUUGUACGAUUAUUCGAUGUUAGCACGAAAAGUCUUUUACGUCUUUUCUCAGGUCAUAAAGCUGCCGUACAUAGAACAUUUUUUACAGCAGAUAAUCUUCGCAUUGCCUCAUUUUCUGAUGAUAAAACUGUAGUAUUAUGGGAUAUAGGGAGUGAAAAACAAUUAAUUACUUUUAAUGAGCAUAACGAUUAUAUUAGAGCCGGAGCUGUAAGUCCUAUAUCAUCGGAUUUAUUAUUAUCGGGAGGCUAUGAUAAAUUAAUAAAUAUGUACGAUACUAGGACAAAUAAAAAAAUAUUUACUGUGAAUCACGAAGCACCUGUUGAAAGUGUUCUUUUCUUACCUUCUGGAGGAAUCUUUUUAUCAGCAGGUGGAACAGAUGUUAAAGUAUGGGAUGCUCUUGGAGGUGGAAAAUUAUUAGCAAAAAUUUCUCAACAUCAUAAAACAGUAACUUGUUUAAAAAUAACUUCUAAUGGCCAUAGAAUAUUGUCUGGUUCAUUGGAUAGACAUGUUAAAAUCUAUGAUUCUGGAACAUAUAAAACUGUUCAUACAUUGGAUUAUCCUAAUUCAGUUCUCAGCAUGGGAAUUAGUGCAAAUGAAGAAACAAUAGUGGCUGGKAUGGUAGAUAGUUUAAUUUCAGUACAAAGAAGAGAAGAAGAUGUAAAAGAUAUCAAAGUUCAACGUAAGAAAAUGUCAUAUAAAAAUGAAGGUGGAAAUACUUAUAUAUCAAGCGUGGAUACUGUGGUACAGGAAGAAAUUAGAGAAAAAAUAAGCAAACACGAUGUUUGGCUAAGAAAGUUUCAGUAUUCCAAAGCCUUGGAUUCCGUUUUGGUGCCAUAUAUUGUUAAUAAAAAUCCACAUGUGACGGUUGCAUUAUUACAAGAACUUAAUAAAAGACAAGGUCUCAGGCAAGCUCUUGCUGGAAGAGAUGGAAAAUCUCUUUCUAAUAUUAUUAAAUUUUUAAUUAGACACAUAGGUAAUGUUCGAUUUGGACGAGUAUUAUCGCAUGUGGCCAACAUUUUAAUGGAUAUCUAUGAAGAUAAUUUAGAUGAACUGGCAGCAGAACCACGAAACAUGUUCAAUCUUUUAGCAAACAAAUUAGAGGAAGAAGAGGAUUUAAUCACAUCAUUGGCCCAAUUACAAGGUACACUUCAAAUUAUAUUAUCUGGUGCGGAGGCGCAACAUAUUAUGAUGGCUAGAGAUAAUCAAACCUUAGAACCUUCGAGUGCCGCACAAAAAAAUCUAAUAUUUAGCAUAGCUUGAACAUCAGAAUACUAUCAAUUUAUUACUGUAACAUAUUAUGUACAUUUUCCGUAUAAAUUUUAAUAAAAACUGAUUGCAUAUUAUGUACCA